Messenger RNA from Limanda limanda (common dab), 3051 nucleotides. RefSeq names its product ST6 (alpha-N-acetyl-neuraminyl-2,3-beta-galactosyl-1,3)-N-acetylgalactosaminide alpha-2,6-sialyltransferase (gene st6galnac). The transcript is spliced from 10 exons. Gene Ontology annotation, molecular function: sialyltransferase activity. The coding region runs from base 35 to 1588 and encodes 517 amino acids. NCBI's taxonomy places the organism in Eukaryota, Metazoa, Chordata, Actinopteri, Pleuronectiformes, Pleuronectidae. The record is from RefSeq and is a predicted model, not a curated record.
CUCACAGAGCUGAGCAGUCACUCCACUUCUCUGGAUGAGCAGCAGCAGCAGACCCGGAGUGGAGCCCGGAUCCUGUCGAGGGACCACAGCAAACUGUCCUGAGCCGGACAGCGUCCCCUCCUGUCUCCUGUCUCCUGCCUCCUUGGUCUCUGUCCUCUGCCUCCGGGUGGAGCGAAGGGCAGGGCACGCAGCCUGGGUCAUGAGGAAGCUGGUUCUUGCCGUGGUGACCGCCGGCUCCCUGCUGUGUGUCUACAUCCUGUGUGUGAACCUGGAGGAGUCCUGGUCCAUAGAACCUAUGAGAAACUUCCAUGGCUUCAGCCAGAAGCCCAACAGCAGCUCAGGAGCCUCUGAGGAGCGUCUGGACAGAAGGAGCAGCAGCUCAGGAGCCUCUGAGGAGCGUCUGGACAGAAGGAACAGCAGCGAGCGGUGGAGCCGGCCCUCCGCUGCCUCCACCCGUCACCCUGAGCUCUCCUCUGCAGCCGCUCCGCCUCCAGCCUCAGAGACUCAAACAGCCGCUCGCUCCACGUCCAGGUCUGAAGCUGUGGGGGGGGCCCGGAGCAGCACCACAGGCCCAACACCCCCCCGGUCCACUGAGUCUCCCUUCAUCGGAGACGCACGCUACCUGGGUGAAGACGUCCCUGCACAGACGAACUGCACUGACGGCUUUAGAAGCCGAGUCGCUCAGACACGAUUUGGGGGACGGUUUCUGAGGCGACUCCCGGUCGUGCAGUGGGCCAAUCACGUGAGCCGAGAGCAGUACGAGCGUCUGAGUCAGUACCAAGGACCUCAUGGCUGGGGGGGGGUCGACUACAACUUGGUGCUGGAAACUCUCUCCAUCCUCAACUCCUCCGCUAACCGGCAGAUGCUGGACGACUGGAGCAGCCGCAGCAACGGGUCGGCGUGUUCCCGCUGCGCUGUGGUGGGCAACGGGGGGAUCCUGAAGGAUUCUGGGAAAGGACCGGAGAUCGACAGCCAUCACUACGUCUUCAGGACCAACGGGGCGAUCCUUAAGGGCUUUGAGCAGGAUGUGGGGUCUCGGACCACCCACUACACCUUCUCCACCAACACCAUGAUGAACUCCAUGAACGCCUACGGACCACUCGGCUUCACCGGACCGCCGAUGUCUCAGGAAACCCGAUACGUCUUCCUGCCGUGCAACGAGCGGGACUACCUGCUGGUGAAGGCUGCAGCCACGCACGCCGCCGUGGAGCGAGGGUCUGAGCGAAACAAAGAUCCCAAGAGGUACUUCGGACAGGAUGUGACAGCGGAGAAGCUGAAGAUGUAUCAUCCUGACUUCGUCCGUUACCUCAGGAACAGAUUCCUUCGAUCCGGAACUCUGAAAACUCAAUACAAGAACAUUUAUCGCCCCACGACCGGCGCUGUGAUGCUGUUGGCGGCGCUGCACUCCUGCGACCAGGUGAGCGCCUACGGCUUCAUGACCCCGGACUAUAAGAACUACUCUGACCACUACUACGACAAAAAGCACCACCCGGUGGUCUUCUACGCCAACCACGACAUGGGCAUGGAGCUGACUCUGUGGCAGCAGCUGCACCAGGCCGGCCUCAUGAACCUCUACAUGCACAAGUGAAUUCAGGUCGACAGGAAAUGACAUCAUCGGGUCAAGCUACGAGCACGAGGAGGCAGGAAGUCGGUUCAUGAUUCUCUGAACUGACCAAAGUUAGCAAGUAGCAGAAGUUUUUCUUUUUAACGAAGGAAACUAUAUAUUUUUAAAUGUCAGCUGCUGUGAUUGUUCAGAAAUAAGAUUUAGUUAAAUCUGAAACGUUUUAAUUACAUGAUCCCAGAGAGCGAGGAGUCAAACUGGAUAAACAAACAAAUAUUCAAGAUCCCCAGAGGAUAAAUCUACUGAUUUCUCAUGGAGCGCCAUCUUCAGUUCACUUUUUUAAUUUUGAUUUUUUUAAAUUUGGAGAUUUUUAUUGGGAAUGAAAUAUCUCCACAGUUGUGAGAUCAUAGACUUCAAAGAAAGAUGGACGACAUGUCUCUACUUCCUAAAUUUCCCUCAGGAUCAGUAAAAUAUCAAUUCUAUUGGAUCAAGACGUCUUUAUAACAUCAGGUAACUAAUUAAAACCGACUGUAUCAGAAGCACUUAACAAACCUCAGGGUGCUGGAACCGCCUGGAAAGACCGAAGCUUUCAUGAGGGUUUGAUGUCAGUUUUUAAAACCAGUUUCCAUAAUUGUCCUCUCACUUCAGUUUCUAUCCCUGAGGUUGUAAUUAAAACAGGAAACAGGCGUCAACGUGCUCUCAGCUACAUCACAUGGGAUUGUGUCAUAUUUAAUAAUCAUUUAUAACCUAUUUAUUUGUAUUCAGACUGUAACCAGGGACCAGAGUCUUAAACAAUCAAUGUUUGGGCUUGAAUCUGUUUUAAAAAUCAGAACGUUUUCUUCCUUCACAAAUCACACACACUUUCUGUGUGUGUUUACUGUACGACGGUGGAUGGGAACACAAAUCAAACCUCUGUGAUGGUGAAGCUUUCUGGGACCUUUGGCUUUGUUCACUUUUAGGGACUUAACUUAUUUUUCUCUGGUUUUUCCUCUUUUGAGCACGUUUUAAUACGAGGUGCCUCAACGGGACGACCCACACUUCUGUGCCUUCUUAAUGUGAAUCAGUAACUGAGGUGUUGAUUCAGGACGUUUCCACGACGACGGCCGCGGCCUUUUCUCUGUGUUUGGAGUUGGAGGCCGUUGCCAAGGACUCGUCUGGAGGAACGUGCUCGUUCACCUCACCUGGACGCCGCUCUGAGCCGGGACAAUGAAGGUCCAAGUUCAUCAUCUCAAACUGAAUUCUAUCAUUUAAUAGAUGUUUUCAUGAUGUUCGAAGCAUUGACGAGAAACUGUAAAUCUGAGGGAAGAAACCAAAGACUCACUGGAAAUCAGGGGAUCAUUUGAAAUGUAUUUUAUAAGUAAAACAUGUGAAAAAACGUGUUUUUACGACGUGUCGCGGGAUGAAGGGGAAAGCUUUGUUGUGCAAUUUCAGAUUUUUAUUAUGACCUUUUUUUAUAAUCUGUAUGAAAGUAAACUGUGAUUUUAUCUCUG